UAUGGCUGCGCCCAUGGCAUGGAUGUCAAGUAUGCACACUAUUUAUGUCGCCAUUGUCCAGUCAUUAUCAAACAGACUGCAAAUGAUGUCAAUUUAACAUUAGUCGACCAGCUACGUUCAACGUCUCUGCCCCCAUCUACAAGUUAUCGACACUGGAUAACCUGCAUCAUGGAACAAGGCAUUAUCAGACGCAGUCAAAGGAUGCAACGUUCGUUGUGAGUGGCGAGCUGCAUGGUCAAUGUUACUGUACGUUAUGUCCUUCACAAUAGAAACGUGGCAUUGUCUGUCUUCUGAAAACCUUGAAUAAGGAGUUGACACUCAAUUAUCAUCAUAAAAUGUACCCUUCAAAAGCAGCAGUUGAAGUGAUCCAGUUGGGUCGUAUUUCCUAUGGGCGUGCAUUACAGGUACAGCAACUCUAUGUCAGGAGACAUCUGGAUUCUAAAGACAAAUUGCACAAUGCGCUGCUAUUAUGUGAACACCCGCCAGUCUACACCAUUGGAAUCAGACAGGCACUAUACCCAUUCGAAGAGGAGCAAAGACUCAAACUCCUUGGUGCUGAAUUCUUUCGUAGCAACCGUGGCGGACUCAUAACUUUCCAUGGUCCAGGGCAGUUGGUGUGCUACCCAAUACUCAAUUUGGGCUGCUUCAAGAAAAGCGUGCGAUGGUACGUGUGUGAGCUGGAGAGGACUGUCAUCAACCUUUGCAGAAAGUAUGGGAUAAGAGCAUCCACCUCCCCAAACACUGGGGUCUGGGUUGGAGACAACAAGAUAUGUGCCAUAGGAAUCCAUUGUGGGAGAUACAUAACAUCUCAUGGCUUGGCACUGAACUGCAACACAGAUAUGGGCUGGUUUGAAAACAUUGUGCCAUGUGGGAUUGUAGGGAAAGGUGUCACAUCCCUCAGUCAAGAACUGGGAAGAGAUGUCUCUAUUGAAGAAUCCAUCCCACCACUGCUGGAAACUUUCAGUGAUCAGUUUGACUGCACACUGCAUCAUGGAGAAUAUUCUAAUAAUGAAUAAACACUGCUCGGUAAAUUUAACAUGUAUAUUUUCACAAUCAUAAAAUGUUCUCUCCCUC
Salvelinus namaycush (lake trout) is the source of this 1074-nucleotide messenger RNA. It is a transcript of the gene lipt2, whose product is annotated as lipoyl(octanoyl) transferase 2. The coding region runs from base 336 to 1016 and encodes 226 amino acids. Gene Ontology annotation, biological process: protein lipoylation. Gene Ontology annotation, cellular component: mitochondrion. Gene Ontology annotation, molecular function: lipoyl(octanoyl) transferase activity. The transcript is spliced from 2 exons. The record is from RefSeq and is a predicted model, not a curated record. NCBI's taxonomy places the organism in Eukaryota, Metazoa, Chordata, Actinopteri, Salmoniformes, Salmonidae.